Cornus florida is the source of this 4838-nucleotide messenger RNA. Its product is annotated as disease resistance protein L6-like. Gene Ontology annotation, molecular function: protein binding; ADP binding. Gene Ontology annotation, cellular component: membrane. The transcript is spliced from 6 exons. Gene Ontology annotation, biological process: defense response; signal transduction; transmembrane transport. The record is from RefSeq and is a predicted model, not a curated record. Bases 524 to 4264 code for a protein of 1246 amino acids. Lineage: Eukaryota; Viridiplantae; Streptophyta; Magnoliopsida; Cornales; Cornaceae.
UUCUUUAUUCUUUAUACUUGUGUGUUAGGUUGCAUUAUCUGCCAUGACGACAAAGUCACACGACGAAGUCAGAAAGAGUUGGGUUGCAUAUCACUAUCAUGAAUCAAUAAAUUAAGAAAUUCAAGAAUUCAUUUCUUCAACGCCCACCACACUGGUAAUUUGGUUCUCAUAAUUUUCAAUCCUAACUAACGAGAACAGAACACUAAGCCUCUCACACAUUUGAAAUGAAUACAGAGAACAUUUCAUUAGCACCCUUGAUCACUUCAUUGUCCACCUCUCCGCCUGCUGCAGGAUGGGACUAUGAAGUGUUCUUGAGUUUUAGAGGCAAAGACACUCGUACCACCUUCAGUGACUACCUCUACAAUGACCUUGUGGACGUAGGAAUUCACACGUUUAGAGAUGACAAUGAACUUCGCAUUGGAGAGAAGAUCUUCUCAAGGCAAUAGAGCAGUCAAAGAUAUCCAUCCCCGUCUUUUCCAAAGGCUAUGCUUCAAGUAAGUGGUGCCUGCUUGAGCUCACCAAGAUGGUUGAGUGUAAGAGGACUUUGGGGCAAAUCAUAUUACCCAUUUUUUACGACGUUGAACCAUCCAAUGUGCGCCACCAGACAGGGAGUUACAAAAAGGCCUUCCGGCAACACAAGAAGCAUUUUGAUAGUGCUACUGUGGAGGGGUGGAAGGAGGCACUGAAGGAGGUUGGAAAAUUGAAGGGAUGGGAAGUGAACAAAGUUGCUGAUGGGCAUCAAGGAAAACUGGUAAAGAUUGUUGUUUCAAAGGUAUGGGGAGAGCUGAAAAAGAACUCAUUGGUUGUAAAUGAGAACCUAGUUGGAAUUGAUUAUAAUGUAGAAGAAAUGAUGAAAUUGUUGAGGGUUAAUUCCAAUGAUGUAAGGAUUGUGGGAAUCCAUGGUAUGGGAGGAAUUGGCAAGACCACUAUUGCCAAGGUCAUCUACAACCAACUCUCCCAACAUUUUGAAUUCUGUUGCUUUCUUGCAGAUGUUAGAGAAACGGCACACCAACAAAAUGGCCUUGUUAGUUUGCAAAUUCAACUUAUAUCUACCAUCUUAAAACGGAGAUGCUCUGACAUUAGUACUGUGGAUGAAGGUAUUAAUGUAAUCAAAGAUAGAUUUUAUGGGAAGAAAGUUCUUAUUGUCGUUGAUGACGUCGAUCAAAGAAUUCAUCUUGAUGCACUUGUGGGAAAGUGUGAUUGGUUUGGUUCAGGAAGUAGGAUAAUUGUCACAACUAGAGACAAACAUAUUCUAAAUCUGACUGAGGUUAAUUGGACUUAUGAACCAGAGGAAUUGGAUUCUAAUCAAUCUCUACGACUUUUCAGCAGGUAUGCUUUUAGAAAGGACCAUCCCCCAGAAGACUAUGAUAUACUCUCUAGAGAUGUUGUGUCCACUACUGGAGGUUUGCCUUUGGCUCUUGAGAUUAUUGGUUCUCUUUUUUUUGGCAUUAAUAAAGAGGAAUGGGAAGAUACAUUAGAGAAGUUGAAAAGAAUACCGAAUGGCCAAGUGCAGAAGAAGCUGAGAAUAAGUUACGAAGUAUUAGAAUAUGAACAAAAACAGAUAUUUCUUGAUAUUGCAUGUCUUUUCACUGGAGUGGAUAGAAGAAUUGCUUUCCACAUGUGGGAUGACUGCCGUUUUUAUCCCAAAAGAGAGAUUGGAGUUCUUCUUCGCCUGUCAUUGGUGAAAAUUGGAGAUAACAAUGAGCUAAUGAUGCAUGAUCAGCUUAGAGACCUUGGUAGGGAUAUUGUACGUCAAGAAAAUUUUAAGGAGCCGGGGGAGCGUAGUAGGGUGUGGUUUCAUGAGGAAGCCUACGACAUAUUGAAGAGUCAUUCAGGAACAAGAAAGAUUGAAGCUAUCUGUGCGGACUUUGAAUUAGAGUCACAGGCAUGCUCUCUUACAAAUGAUGAAUUUGCAAACCUAUCUAAUCUAAGGUUCCUUCAAAUGGACUAUGCAAACCUAGUUGGAGAUUUUAAGGGUCUUCUUUCCAAGUUAAGAUGGCUUUGCUGGUAUGGAUGCCCUGAAAUUUUUAGACCAACGAAUUUUCAUCUUAAGAAUCUGGUCAUCCUUGAUUUAUCAUGGAGCGAUGUCACAGAAGCCUGGGAGGGUUGGAAUCAUAUCAAGAUUGCAAGAAAGUUGAAAGUUCUAAAUCUCACAGGUUGCAUUUACAUGGUUAGAACUCCUGACUUCUCUGCAUAUGCAACUUUAGAAAGAUUGAUUCUUGAAAGCUGUGAGAGUUUGGUUCAUAUUGACCCAUCAGUUGGGUAUCUCAAGAGUCUUGUUUUCUUAAAUGUGAAGAAAUGUUAUAAACUCAACAGGCUGCCUCUGGAAUUUGAUUCCGGGGAAGCCUUAACAGAGCUCCUCAUCGAUGAUACUAGUAUACAAGAAGUCCCUAUUGGUAGAGGUGUUAUGAAGAAGCUUGAAACUCUUAGUGCCACUCAUUGUGGGUCAUUGACUCAAAUUCCUACCUCAAUUGGUGACCUAAAAUCUAUGUCAGACCUUACAUUUGAUUAUUCCCAUAUCACUGAACUACCAGACUCAAUUGGUUCACUAGUGAAAUUGCGACGCUUGUCACUAAGGUACUGCAAAUUAAAAAAAAUUCCAGACUCCAUUGGGAAAUUAGAAUCAUUAAUUGAGUUGCGCUUGUCAGGAGCAAUAUUUACAGAAUUACCUGAUACCAUUGGCAACCUAAAACAUUUGAGAAUUCUUGAUAUUGUUUUUUCUUCGAUAGUGAAGUUACCUAGUGCCAUUGGAAUGUUACUGAAACUUGAAGAGUUAGAUGCCUUGGGUUGUCUCAAUUUAGAAGGCGAAAUUCCCAGUAGUAUUGAGAGACUAUCCUCUCUGAGAAUCUUAAUACUAAAUGAGACAAAUAUCCAUAGCCUACCAACAAGGAUUUGUGAGCUUUCUCACCUCCACACCCUUGAUUUACAGGGUUGCAAAAAGCUUCAGUUUCUUCCAGAGCUUCCCUCUAGUCUAGUGAGUCUAAAAUUCACUUGCAUGUCAAAGGAAUUUCCAAACCUUCCUAGCCUGGUAAACUUAAAGGAGUUGGCAUUUUUUUUAUGCUCUAAGCUGUUAAAAAUUCCUGAAGAUAUUGGGAAGUUGGUCAAACUGGAGACCUUGACCUUGGAAAAAAUUCACAUUACCAGCCUGCCAAUGGAGCUUGGUGCACUUUCUCAGCUUACAGAACUCACUAUUCGAAAUUGUAUAGAACUUCAAUGCCUUUCAACUCUUCCCUCAAGUCUAAUCAUACUCCGUCUUGAACAUUGUCUAUCAAUAAAGAGGUUUCCAUAUCUGCCAAAUUUGAAAAACUUAUCCGAACUGAAACUUAAAGGGUGUUCAGGGUUAAUGGAGAUUCAAGGCCUUGGAAGAUUAGAACUCCUAAUAGAUUUGGAUGUAAGUGAAUGUGAAUCGUUAGAAACAUUACCAGAUCUUUCAAACUUAAAGAAGUUAAGGAAAUUAUAUGCUGAGCAAUCCUACAAGCUGAAGGAAAUUAGGGGCCUCGACAGAUUGGAAUCCUUGAAGAUACUGAACUUGUCAUAUUGCACAGCCUUGGAGAGGAUACCUGAUCUGUCGAGACUAACAAAUUUAGAGGUAUUGGCACUUUUCAAGUGUGAGAAACUUAAUAAGAUCUUGGGACUUGAAGAAUUGAAAUUGUUAAGAUUCUUGGACUUGUCAAUGUGCAGGGCCUUGGAGAGGUUACCUGAUCUGUCGAGACUUACAAAUUUAAGGGAAUUACAACUUUGUUAUGGUGAGAAGUUAAGUGGGAUUGGUGGAUUUGAGGAACUGAAACUAUUAACAUUGCUGAACUUGUCAUGGUGCACAGCCUUGGAGAUGAUACCUGAUCUGUCGAGACUAACAAAUUUAGUGGAGUUGCGACUUUGUAACUGUGAGAAACUUAGUGAGAUUUGGGGACUUGAAAAACUGGAACUCUUAAAAAAUUUGGACUUGUCAUCGUGCAUGGCAUUGAAGAGGAUACCUGAUCUGUCUAGACUAACAAAUUUAAGGGGAUUACAACUUUCUAACUGUGAGAAAUUGCAGAGGAUACCUGAUCUGUCUAGACUAACAAAUUUAAGGGUAUUGCAACUUUCUAACUGUGAGAAACUUAGUGAGAUUCGAGGACUUGAAGAACUGAAACUUUUAGAAGUCUUGGACAUUUCUGGAUGCAAGUCACUAGGAAAAUUACCAGACAUUUCGUUUGACAUUCCAUGUAUCCGGAGGGGAGAAGUUGCUGAGACUUAUACGUGUGGACAACCCUUAACUAUGUAGACGCCUUUUGAGGAAAACUGUGAGCACCGUGAGGAGAGUGUGCAAAGUGAACAAAAUCUACAUGGUGCGGAGCGGGUUGUGACAAAUGGUAUGCAGAGUGGAGAAUAUCCACAUGGUGCGGGGCCAAUUGUGAAAAAUGGUAUUAGAGAGCACCAAGACCGGAAAUGGGUGAUUGUGAUGUCCCACAUCGCCUAGUGUGGACACCUCCCAACUAUGUAGACGCGUUUUGAAAACUGUGAGCAUGGAGAGUGUGCAAAGCAAACAGUAUCUACACAGAUUGGGCGGGUCGUGACAUUUCAAACAUCAGAGAAGGUCGGCGUUGAGAACAAAAUUGCAGGAUGUCAGAUUUUAGUGUAUAUCAGGCAAUCUGAUGUCAUGGUAAUUGAUGAAUUAUCAUUGCAGGAUUAUGUCGAACACUGAUAUUUAGGCAGUUGGAAUUAAGGUAUGCAUGAUAUAUUUGAUGGAAACUCCUGCUGGGAAAAUCAAUGGAGAUAGGGAGAUUGAAAUAGAGGAUGGUUCGAAAUUUACAGCAAGUGGUUCUCCCUUUACAAGCCUGAAGAAGGUGGACAUGGAA